Myripristis murdjan (pinecone soldierfish) is the source of this 1153-nucleotide messenger RNA. Its product is annotated as 1-phosphatidylinositol phosphodiesterase-like. Gene Ontology annotation, biological process: lipid metabolic process. Bases 184 to 1083 code for a protein of 299 amino acids. The record is from RefSeq and is a predicted model, not a curated record. The transcript is spliced from 4 exons. Gene Ontology annotation, molecular function: phosphoric diester hydrolase activity. NCBI's taxonomy places the organism in Eukaryota, Metazoa, Chordata, Actinopteri, Holocentriformes, Holocentridae.
AUGGGAUGGCACUUCAGUUCAUAGUAUGAGUAAAGGCAGCCCACACCCAGAAUUUUACAGAUAACCAGGCAAUAUAAGUUUUCGUCCAGUUCACCACUGAGGCAGAUGCCCAUGGUCCUGACCGUCUGAGUGUGUGAGCUGUGAAAUCCUCCGGGCUGUAAGAUUGUUGAUUGUUCUGUGAAAAUGGAGACCGGCCGCAGGUGUCUGCUUUUCCACUUGACUGUGCUCUCUCUCAUGAUUUUGUGCCAUGGGAAAGACCUUUUCUUCAACGACAAGGGAAAUCUCAUACUCCCAGGGUCCUACAACAUUCCCUGGAUGGCAGGCAUCGAGGAUUUCCGCACCCUUUCUCUCAUCACCAUCCCUGGUACCCACGACAGCAUGGCUCUGCACGGAGGCCCAGAGGCUGAAUGUCAGGCGCUGCCCCUGAGGGACCAGCUGAGGGCUGGCAUACGCUUCCUGGAUCUCAAGGUGUUUGCAGUGGAUGACACCCUGUAUGUCAUGCACGGGGUGAUGUACCAGCACAGCACAUUGAGGGAAGUGCUGGACACCGUCCAAGCCUUCCUGUCAGAGUUUAAGACUGAGGCUGUUCUCAUCCGAGUAAGACCAGAGUUUUUUGAUAAAAGCAGCGUCAACCAGAUGGUGCAGAGUCUUAUUAUCAACAACAAACAUGUCUGGGUGAGCUCUGGGAUGCCCAACAUGGGUCAGGUCAGAGGGAAAAUAGUGUUUGUGCAGCAAAGCACCUUCACACUAGGAAUUCCCCUCAUAGAUACUGAGAGUAAAGCUAGCAUUAAAGUUACCGACGUUAAAGAUAAAGACAACGCAAUAAUCAAACAGCUGAACCAAGCCACUGAUGCCUGUGGAGGCGAUAAUGUCGUUCUCACCUUCUCUAGUGGUACUGGCUUCGGUACGUUCUGGGGCAUGCUUCUGACUCCAAAAAGGCUGGCAGAAAAGGUGAACCCAUGGCUAAAUCAGUACCUAAGGCAGUUUUACCCUAAUCAGCCCAGACCAUGCUUUGGCGUCAUUGCCAUGGACUUCCCUGGCAUCGACCUCAUUCAAACUGUGCUUGGUUUAAACUGGUGGUAAAUCUAUUGUGUGUGUCUUAGUGAAAAAAGGGUUGAAUCCAGUGCUUUAUGUAUCUUCUGUUAUUGCCUAA